AUGGAAUAUUCGAUCGAAUCGACUAGUAAAAAAGUUUAUGCUCACAUAUGGAACACUCAAGAAUUGUUGGUUUCAUUCGAUGGAUGUGGUAUCUUUCGCAAUUGGCGUAAUAAUCCAGAAUGGAAAACGACAAGUGGCUGGUAUCAUGUUGAUCAAAAUCCAAAAAACAAACCAGAUCGAUGUUGCAUUCAAGGUUUUGUUACGCUUACUGAUCAAAAUGAAAAAACCGGUGGUCUUAUCGUUUUUCCACGUUCACAUCUACGUUUUCAUGAAUUGCUUGACGUGACAAAAUCUUCCAAAGAUUUUAUCGACAUUCAAAAUAAUAAUUCAAUCAUAACUCGUGGCAAACUUGUUCAUUGUCAAGCUGGUGAUCUUGUUCUUUGGGAUAGUCGCAUGGUUCAUUGUAAUUCACCUGCUAUUGCUAUUGAAGAACGGGCAAAAGAUGAGCCGAUCGAUCUAAUUCGUAUCGUUGCCUAUGUUAGUAUGAGUCCGACAUCAUUUGUACGUGAUCAAUCGCUUGAAGAAUUCCGUGAAAAACGAAAACAGAUGGUAGAAAAUAAUUAUACUCUAACACAUUGGAGCACGGAACUUGUUGUGACAGGUACAGUUUUCACAUGA
This is a messenger RNA of Rotaria sp. Silwood2, 618 nucleotides long. The record is from the annotation of a GenBank genome assembly. Lineage: Eukaryota; Metazoa; Rotifera; Eurotatoria; Philodinida; Philodinidae.